CUGGGUCCCAAGUCUGGGUCCCCCCAACUAGGAUAGCUCCGAUCCAACCAAAGUGUUUCUUCGAUUCUUCCGGGAUGUCUUGGAACUUGCGAUAUAUCUGUGAUUAUCCUUCCCUUUUUAUGCAACUCAAUUCGGCGCCGUUUCUCGGCAGCAUUUGUUAAGCGUUCCGCAGGAAUUCCUAGCUGACAUUUUAUUUGGAAGUUGUCUCGAUCUAUAAAGGAGGUAUUGGCAUCUUUAAAGCUUGAGGCAUCGGCGCAUCCUUUGCGACAUUGUUGACAGUGCGUCUUGAAUUCUGUGGAAAACUUGGGAUUACGGAAGAAUAUUUUCGCCUCAACUCUUCUUUGAUCUUUUAUGCUGAUCGAAACUUUCUGGGAUUAUUUUCCUCUUAUGCGAGCAAGUGACUGUGCGUGUUACAUGUUCUCCGGUUAACGAGUGGCUAUAGCAUCUCAAAUGUCUAAUAUUUUACUGCGAGGAAUUCUAAAAUUCCGGUGAUCUACUGUAUUUCCCCGCAUUCGAGCCAAUUUUCCCUGAUGACAUAAUUCUGCGCGUUUUCUGGAGGGAAUUAAAAGUGGAUAUGAGAACAAUGUAUGAAGAAGUUCUAGAGGUUGAACGUUGUUCCAUUUUCCUCGCGCUGGGUUCUCCCCUUCUGAUUUUUGUGUUGUGUGAAGUGCGAAACGAAACGAAAAAGAGGAGAAUUUAUGCGCUGUAUGUUUUUGCAUGUCAAACAAAAGAGUGCGGGCUUGUCGAAAGUGGCUAUUCAAGUCGCGUUAUGAGGGAGUGUAGCAGUGAACUCCCGUCCCGGCGUUUCAAGCUGGUCUUUCAACCGCCUAUUUUGAAUCGAUCUGUGGAAAUUGGCACCACGCCGCCGCCGCUUUUCGAAGAGGUUCUCGUCACACUAUAAAAGAGCACGAGGCGAAAAGCGAGAAAAAUCGUCAGAAAGAAACGAGAGGAGGAGACAACAAACGAAGAGACUCUUCCGCAGUUUUUUUGUGUGUCCAACAAAUUUGUCUUCUUUGGAUUGUUGUAUAAUCCGAGGAGGAGACGAGAGAAACGAUGUCGACUAAGGACUCUAUGAUGCACGGCGUCUUUGGCAUCAAAUCACCUGCGCACUUCGACCGGCUCUUUGCUGGAGUGUCGGGUGGAAUCGCGUCCACGCUUUUGCUGCAUCCGUUGGACGUCGUCAAGACUCGAUUUGCAGUGGAUGAUGGCAGAGCACCAGCCUCAUCAUCACCAGCACUGCGCCCCACCACCACUGCUUCCGUGGUGGCCAAGAAUAGGGUGAACACCGCCCUGGCCUACCAAAAUGGCAGCAGCGUGUUGGCAACCCUGAAACUCAUUUUCCGUGGGGAAGGAGUCCCCGGACUCUACCGAGGCGUCAUGCCUAAUGUUUUCACUUCCGGCCUUGGCUGGGGCCUCUACUUCUACGCCUAUGACAACAUGAAGGCGUGGCUGAAGCCGCCGACAGAGGGCGCUGCUGAUAAGCCACUCAGUCCUGGCCAGCAUCUCGCAGCUGCCACUUGGGCCGGUGUCGUGUCCCUUAUUGCUCUCAAUCCGAUUUCGGUCGUCAAAACAAGGAUCAUUAUUCAGAAAGAGAGCCCCACAGCCCUGGUGUCAUCCUCAGCUAGAGGAGGAGCUACUGCAGCAGUGCACUACACCAACUCUUUGGAUGCUUUUUUGAAAAUCUACAAGUUUGAAGGACUCAGAGGUCUCUACAAGGGUCUGGUCCCGGGUUUCUGUGGUGUGAUCCACGGAUCCCUCCAGUUCAUGGCCUACGAGGAGCUGAAGCAGGCCUGCAACUCGCACAACAACCGCCCGCACAACUGCCGCCUCUCGUCGGCCGAGUACCUCUGCUGCGCCGCCGUUUCCAAGAUGUUCGCCGCCGUUCUCACGUAUCCACACCAGGUCGUCCGAGCCCGUCUCCAGGACCAGUACAAGUCCUACGACGGCCUGGCCGACGUCGUGCGUCGCACUUUCCGCGAAGAAGGACUCCGGGGUUUCUACAAGGGACUGGCGCCGAAUCUCAUGCACGUCACGCCCAACAUUUGCCUGGUCUUCAUCAUUUACGAGAAGCUCACCGAAGGCAGUCGAACAGGCAGAUGAUGAUGGAUGACCUGACAUGACAUGACCGACCGACCGACCCCCUCCAGAUGCUCUUUUCUUCUUCAAACGGAGGACCCCGUGCGAAACCCCCCCAUUCGAAUUUUCCAUUCCAUAUGUACUCUACUGUACUGGAGAAGACGGCGCAGGGAAAUCUUGAGUCUCGUGGCAAAAAAAAAAAAAAAAAAAAAAAGCGUCCUAGUCCGUUUUUUUUUUCGGGACAACUUGUGGAUUUGAUGCUGACAAGAGGAGCUUGAGAGCGUUUGUUUAUUCGUGCUGUGUGCUGUUUUGGUGAGUGACCGAUCUGGAGGAAAAUAUUUCUUGCUAGCAUGUGACAAAUGCCGUAGGCAACCCUUCGUAAUAGCUUCACUUUAAUUGCAUCUGGUGUAUGAAAGAUUAAUUUCAAUUUCUUGGAAUGGAGUAAGAUGUCAGAUGGGUGUUGUGUUAAAUUCUACUCAGCACUAUAGGUCCAGCAUUUCUUCGUGGAUUUUCAAGGGGGAAAUGCGGACGAUUUUUUAGAAUGUUUUUGAAGACUCCUGUUUCGGAAAAGAUUUUUUCGAAAAUAAGGUUAUUUGUCAGAAUACUUGAAUGAUUUGUUACAUUUUAAUCCGGUUUGUUGCUUACUUCCGCCAUGGUUGGUUACAUAUAGUGAGUUAGGUUUUGGUCAUUCACUUCUACAGCGCAAUUUCCUUCUUCAAUCAAUUGAAACUUGAACUGAUCCGGAUGAUGAGAUCUCAGCAGACGAUUGUUUGGUUUAUUUUUUUUCUUUCGCGACGGAAAGAAUCUUUUCUUGUGUAUUGCGAAUCAUCAGUCCUCGCAGUUGCUCACUCUCAGAGAGGAAGAAGAAGAAAAAAGAGUCAUUCGUGCGUGCAAUAAUUUGUAAACGGCAAAGGAGAUGAACGUGGCGAAGAAGAUGUGAUGAGUUUUUCGUGAUGGUAUGGAUUUAUUAAUUAUGCAUCAAUGGAACAGAACAUUAUUACAAAUUUGCCUUUUUCGCAUUGAAUAUGUCUCAAGAAUAAGUGGGCUUCUGAGAAAAGAGGAAAACAACCGUUUCAGGAAUGCAACAAAGAACUUUAAAAAAUACAGUAAUGUUUAUUUGCUGAAUGCCGGGAAAAAUUACUUGUACGCUACUGUACUGUAUAGUAUACAAAAAAGGGCUGGGGGUCAAUAAGGUUGAGAAGUUUGAACUAUAGAGCAUUUUGACUCCACAUGACUCAAUAUAAUGAGAUGCAUUUUUUUUAAACUUUUGAAUUAUCC
Molecule: messenger RNA, 3354 nt
Organism: Notodromas monacha
Lineage: Eukaryota; Metazoa; Arthropoda; Ostracoda; Podocopida; Cyprididae
Source: the annotation of a GenBank genome assembly